Messenger RNA from Penicillium manginii, 1506 nucleotides. RefSeq names its product vitamin H transporter. Gene Ontology annotation, cellular component: membrane. Gene Ontology annotation, biological process: transmembrane transport. Lineage: Eukaryota; Fungi; Ascomycota; Eurotiomycetes; Eurotiales; Aspergillaceae. The coding region runs from base 1 to 1506 and encodes 501 amino acids. The record is from RefSeq and is a predicted model, not a curated record. Gene Ontology annotation, molecular function: transmembrane transporter activity. The transcript has 3 exons.
AUGAGUGCUAUAUCCGAGAAAGGCUCUUUCAGCCGAUUCGGUGCCGACGAACACAAGGACGCGACCACUAGUAUCGUGGACGAGACUGUUGAAGUUCCAGGUUAUGAUGCUAGUCUUCAAUUUGACCCAAAAGAAGUUCGAAAGGCCUUGCUAAAGGUGGACUUUUUCAUUCUUCCUCCAAUCGUGCUUUGCUUUUGCUUUUUGCAAUUUGAUCGUACAAACAUUGGAAACGCCCUCACCGAUACCCUACGAAAAGACAUCAACGUCGGAAACACGCAAGUCAAUCUGGCCCAGACGCUAUUUACAGUCGGAUUCAUCAUCACAGAGUUACCUUUCAACAUGAUCAGCAAGUAUAUUGGACCUGAGCGCUUUCUUCCCAUUACAAUGUUCCUUUGGGGUAUUGUGACAUGGUCGCAAGUCUUCAUGAAGAAUGCAUCAGGCCUUUAUGCCACUCGAUUCUUCAUUGGAGCCCUCGAGGGCGGGUAUAUCCCUGGAUUCGCUUUGUAUAUUUCGAAAUACUACACGAACCAAGAACUUGCAUUUCGAUAUGCUAUUUUUUGGGCCGCGAAUAGUUUUGCCGGAGCAUUGGGUGGACCGUUAUCAAUUGGCCUACUCUCUCUUGGUGGACGAGGUGGACUCCAUGGAUGGCAAUGGCUUUUUCUCAUAGCAAGACCCAAGUCUAUGUUUGGUAGAUCAUUCUCAAUUUUUACUCAGCGCGAGGCAUCCAUCCUUGUCACACGGGUGAUAUGCAACGACCCGACGAAGGCAUUGCGGUAUGGAAAACCAGUCCUACCAUCGCACAUCUUAGACACUUUUGGCGAUUGGAGGCUAUAUGGCCAUCUUGUGGCCGCUUUGCUCUCUAUGGUUAUGAUCUCACCGAUGAAUACCUACGCACCCUCUAUUAUCAAAUCUCUGGGAUUUACUUCCCUACAAGCGAAUGGGCUUAACUCGGUAGGCAGCAUAUGUGCUUUGAUUUGGUCUGUAUCACUCGCUUUCAGCAGUGACAGAUUCCAAAAGCGUGGAUUUCAUAUUGCUGCAGGAUAUUUAUGGGGAGCAGUAGGACUUUUAUGGCUUGCAUUAGCGCCAGAGAAUGUUGGGAAAUGGGUGCUCUAUGGAGGCGUUGUUUGGACUCAAAUGGGAAUGGGCAGUGCACAAGCUAUCAGUGCAGCCUGGCUUACUACAAAAAUGGAAGAUUAUAAGCGCCCAGUUGCUUUGGCUGCGUAUGUCAUGUGUAUCCAGCUUGCAAAUUUCCCCGGAAAUCAAUUAUUUCGCACACAAGGUAUGAUCGAUUCGAUGAUGAUGGAUAUGAUCGGGAAACAUCUAACAAUGUCUGCAGAUGCGCCUCGUUAUAAGUAUGGAUUGAUAGUAGCUGCUUCUUGUGCAAUUGCAGCUACUGUGGUUAUUCUCUCCUGGAAGUUGUUGUACCGACUAUUUGACGGCGGGGAUUCUGGGGUGGAGGCAAAGAACAGGCAUUCUGAGUUUUUGGGGACAGAUGUGGAUGUAUAA